Molecule: messenger RNA, 3946 nt
Organism: Paramormyrops kingsleyae
Lineage: Eukaryota; Metazoa; Chordata; Actinopteri; Osteoglossiformes; Mormyridae
Product: BEN domain-containing protein 4-like
Molecular function (GO): DNA binding
Source: RefSeq, a predicted model, not a curated record
CACACAGCGACACUCGGAGGGAGACGCGACAGACGGCACAGAGUGACAUGCAAGCAGCCGACGAGGAAGCCUGCAUCCCUAAGAGCAGCAGGUACAGGAGCCCCUACGGCGUCCUCAAGCCCUUCCCAGACAAGCGGGCGCUGGGGAAGACGCCGUUUGACAGAUCCACCAUGGUGGAGGUGCCGCCUACGGCGAUUCAGUAUCCCCAGCCUUUGAGCUACUACCAUCAUCACCAGCACCGAGUGCAUCCCGAUCACCCGCAGCCUGUCGAGCGUCGCCAACCGCAGGGGCGUCCUCACCACGGGUCGGCCGCAUCAGCGGGUCAUCACGCCCCCAGGCACCCGGCAGGUAGCGCCGCAGUAUGGCAGGAGUCCACGGACGGCCACCGAGGGUUAAGUGCAGAGAACCAGCUCAUCCUGGACGCCUUUGCACAGCAAUGCAGUCGAGUGCUCAGUCUCCUCAACCACAACAGCAAGUUCCUGGAACCACGUCCUCCAUUUCCUCCACCUGCGACGUCCUACAUCAAGCAGGAAGAUGGCUGGAACACAGGGGUGGAAAAGCCCGCGGACCCCUGCCAGCCGGGGAGGAUGGGGCUGAGGGAUGUGAAAGGCACCGGCGUGGGGCAGGAGGUGGAGGCUCUGCAUUUCAGCAGGAAGCAGCAGCAGAUGUGCACCUUCCUGCACGCCUUCACAGAGUCCCUGCAGAGCCACAUUACAGCAGGGGGCGCCAGCUUUCCUAAGGCCUACAGGGAAUGCUGCCGCCCCUCCAACCCCCAGGCCAUCUCCAUCUCCCCCCCGCACACCCUGGGGGGUUGGGCUUCCCCCUCGCCCUCCGAAUCCCACGGACACCCCUCAUCCACCCUCCCUGAGGAAGAGGAAGAUGAAGAAGCCUGCUGCCCUCGCUGCCUGGAGCUAGAGCAGGAGGUGCUGUGUCUGCAACAGGAGAAUGAGGAACUGAGGAGAAAGCUGGACAGUGCACCAGUUCCAUGUCAAACAGUUCUUGAUUUCUUCAAGAGUGUCCUACAGUACCAUAAUCAGUUUAAACACCUGGCACCCCCAGAGGAUCAACUGACAGAGGGCAGCAAGCAGCUCCUGGGGAACUACCCAGUCUUCAUCACCAGCAAGCAGUGGGACGAGGCCGUCAACUCCUCCAAGAAGGACGGGCGCCGGCUGCUGCGCCACCUGAUCCGCUUCGUCUUCACCACCGACGAGCUCAAGUACUCGUGCGGCCUGGGCAAGCGCAAGCGCUCAGUGCAGACGGGAGAGGCCGGACCAGAGAGGCGGCCGCUCAACCCCGUCAAAGUGACCUGCCUGCGAGAGUUCAUCCGAAUGCACUGUGCCUCGAACCUGGACUGGUGGAUGCCAUCAGAGGAGCAGAUCAACAAAGUGUUCAGCGACGCGGUGGGGCACGCACGACAGGGGCGGGCAGUGGGCACCUUCCUGGGCAGCGGCGGCGGGGUGGGCAGCACCGAGAACGGCGGCGCCUACUUGGAGAGCGCAGAUGGACUCCUGACACAAGACGAGCCCUACCUCCGCGGGGGCUCUGACGGGGACUGAGUGCUGCCAGACGGUCCAGAGGAUGCUUAUUGUCAGUGUAUAUCUUGUCCCUCGGUGUCACCCAGGAUUUAAUGUUUUUAAGACCCCCCCCCCCCAAGUAUUAAAUUAUGGAUUUUUAGUCUGGAUUCCUGGGAAACACCCAGGUUCAAAAUGGUUGAGGAGAUCUUUGAUGCUGAAGGUGGAAGGGGUGUUUGAGUGCUGUGGUGCACGUUUUGGAGUAUGGAAGAACGUUGUUGACCAGUUCACAGAAGUGCUUCAGGGUUAUUGUGUGGUAGUGGACAGUCGGACCCUGAGGAGCUCUUAUCCUAAUCACACGUCCCCCAAGUCUCUGUAGCAUCAACAUUUUCCACUUACUGCUGGGACUGUGAUAGUCGAGGUUUCCAGACAUACAAAGACAAACAUGGAGGGGGUCACAUGCUCAUUUCCUAAAGAAAAAUUUUAAAGAAAAGCAACUGUAGAAUCCAUUGCCAGGGGAAGGUCAGUUAAUGAAGCUUUCCAGCUAAUCCACCAUCAUAACUGAAGAUUACAGGGAUCCUUAUCUGUAAAGUACGUAAAUUGAAUUGCCUUUAAUAAAUAAUAGGGUUUUUUGGAAAAAACAAAAACAAAAAAAAACUUGCGGUAGCUUUUAUAUCAUUUACAUCAAACCACCUGGGUAAAUGAAGUAAGGGGUGGACUUUUCUGUUGCCAAAAAAUGGCAACGUGAUAGGCGGCUAUUAGUGAAAUUUUAUUUGUCAUGGAAAGGGCUGCCAUUGGGAAACAUAACCUUCAUUAAAAACCACAAUUACUUCUUUUUCAGCAUCAUGACAUGAUCAAUGAUAUCUGCUCUGAGGCCUUCUAGAGCUUGAGAUCCCACUCAAUUCUUUAUUUAUCAUUAAGAUGAUUUUUCAUCAAAUGAGGGAAUUGUUUUUUCUGUCAACAGUCAUUUAAUGGCAUAUGUUGGCAUUUUGACUCUCACCUUGCUAGCUGUAUUUCUGACUGUUACCUUGAGAAUUAGCUAUGGCCUCACUCCCAGGAAGGGGCCACAGGACAGCAGUGGUUCUCAAACUAUGGUGCCCUCUAGUGGUCCGUGUAAGAUGUCAGUGUAUUUAAGCAUCGGUGAUAAUGGUAGUGCGCAGCCAGUGAGUGUUCUAGCUUGUAGGGUAACCCCCCCACACCACCAACAGAAAAAUGUGUGUUUAUCUUCUGCCCCUCACCCCCUCUCCCCCCAAAAAAACACUAUACAGAAUCAACUGUCAUCAUUAUUAAGAAAUUCUCACAUUAUUAAGAAAUUCUCUGUGCUGUUUGAUAGAUUCCCCCGGUCCCCCCACCCCGGGGUUCCUGUGGGGCGACCUGAGGUCCCCCACCGCCCAUCUCGUACUUUUCAGUGAUAGCCUGCCUAGUUCACAAACUACAAUCAGGGCGCCCACUCCGGCAAGCUUAAUUUACCCACAUGGUGAUGUGAUGUGACUGACAUGAAGUGCAAAUGAGUGAUAGUACUGUGACACCCCCUCGAGACCCCCGCCUAACGCUGAGGUGAAAAAAGUUAGAGAACCACUGCCAUGCAAUACAGCAUUUUUAUAUUAUCAUGGUACACAUAAUUAUUUGUUGUCAACUCUAACAUAGUUUACAUUUUAUAAAAAUGAUCUUGGCUUCUUUAUCUUUCCUCAGACCUGGUUGCUUCUUGAAAGACAAGCCUCACGUUUCGGGUCGCCAUGGGUUCUGGAUAUUUCUAGAAUGUUGACAAGGCCAUUUUAUUACUGUAUGCUAUGUGGUUGAUUGUGGUGAGGAUAGUAUUGCCUUACAGUGAAACAUUUCUGCACCCUCAUUAACUGUGAGUUUCAGACUCUGAGAAGGAGAUUUCCUUCUGGGCUGUUACAGUCAUCUACCAUUCUGCCUUUUUAGGAGAAAUUUAAUUGCCUUUGUUUUUGAAUUCUUAGAUCUGAAUUAUUUUUAUAUAUAUGUAUUUUAACCGAAUGGUUUCCCCUUUACUUGAAGCCUUUGAAAACAAAAAUGAAAAUGACUUUCUAUGAUUGUUGUGUUUGUACUGGAUGUGGGCCAAUGUUUCCUCAAACUCUUCGCCCAAAGGGUAAAACUGCCAUGGUAACUUGGGCCCAAUAUUAUUGUGAUGCUUUCUAUUUACCAUGUUUGUGAAUAUGUAUUGUUAUUUAAACCAAGAUUUUAUAUUUCAGCUGACUGUUCGUGUAAACACUGUGAAGUUAUUCAAUUUUUUUGUUGAAUUUGUAUUUGUUUUUUUUAGAACUACUUGAAAAUAAUUUAAUUACAUGAUUCAUCCUGCUGAAACUGAGUCCUUUAACGACUGUCAUUAAUAAAUCAUGACAUUGUUGUGGCCAAUCAAAUAAUUUGCACAUCAUGUACAUUGUUAAUGCACAAAAACUGAGAUGCAAUUCAAG